UAAAGAGAACACAGUGGAUACGCAAGGUAGCGUAGUUUUUGUGAACAAGGAAUGUCGUUACACUACGUAAAUGCAACAUGUAAAUCCUUCAUGACACGUGCUGGAAAUAUUGAAGACUUUGAGGAGAAACUUAGUAAGCCCGGCCCAACGUCUGAACGUGUACAAAACCAUUAAUGGGGCUGACCAAGCAGUACCUCCGCUAUGCCUCCAGUGCCAUGUUUGGCAUCGUGGGCACCCACAAGGCUAACGUGUUGUUUGUGGAACUCCGCGGAACCCAGGGGAAGUAUGCAGCCGCCGCAGCCUGUGAGCAUGUCUUCGUUUGGGAUUUACGCAGAGCUGAAAAGAUGCUUGUCCUCCAUGGAGACAAAUCAGAAGUUUCAGUGUUGGCUCAGAGUCCUCAGGGCCAGAGCCUGGCUGUUGGCUACGCAGACGGCGCGGUCAAGCUCUUCAGCCUCAUCACGGGUGAGGUGACUGUCACAUUCAGCGGUCACAAGUCGGCCGUCACAGCACUGAGCUUUGACGAAAGGGGCCUCCGACUGGCUUCAGGCUCCAAAGACACGGAUGUGAUAGUUUGGGAUGUGGUUAACGAGAGUGGUCUCUACAGGCUAAAAGGUCACAAGGGUGUGGUCACUCAGUGCCGGUUCAUGAGAGAACACAACAUCCUGAUUACAAGUUCCAAAGACACUUUUGUCAAAUUCUGGGACAUUGACACGCAGCACUGUUUCAAGACUCUGGUUGGUCACAGGACUGAGGUCUGGGACUUUGUUCUCCUUGGCGCCGACCAGAGGCUGGUGACGGGGGCUGCAGACAGUGAGCUUAGAGUCUGGGAUAUAACAUUUCAAGAUGAGGAGGAGACCACUGACGGUUCCGAACAGCCAGCUAAGAAGCAGAAGUUGUCCUCUAUCAUCGGUGAAGACGAAGAAGAGGAAGACGAAGAAGAAACAAGCAUUCUCAGCUGCAAGGGUGUGGGAUCCAUCAUGCGGAAAGGUCGUCAACGAGUCGUGUCACUGUCAACUGACGGUACAGGAAGAGUGCUGUGUUGCCAUGGUGCUGAUUGCUGGUUGGAAGUCUUCCUCGUUUUGUCCGCCGAAGAAAAGAACAAACUUCUUAGCAAGCGCCAGAGAAAAGCCAGAAAGAAAAGCAGGGAGACUGCAGCAGAUGGAGAAAGCCAAAAGGAAAUUCCAGAGAGGCUAGAGCUGAAAGAUGAAAUCCAACAUCGCUGUGUUCUAAAGGCUUCUAGCAAAAUACGGUCUUUCGCGACCAUCCUGGAAAACAGCGCCGCGUCCCUCAAACUGGUGCUGCAGCUGCACAGUAAUUCUCUUGAGACCUAUAUCUUCCCGUCAAUGGAGGGCCAGCAGUGGGAGGCGGAGAAACAAGGCAUGGUCACCUUCCCGGGCCACCGGUCAGAUGUCAGGACCGUGGCCUUCAGCUCGGACAACACUACGGUGCUGACCGGCGCUGGAGAAUCCGUCAAAGUCUGGAACAGAGCAACACAACAGUGCAUCCGGUCCAUGAAGUCAGGUUAUGCUCUCUGCUCCGCUUUUGUGAUCAGCGAAAGGCACUCUCUGAUUGGAACAAAGACUGGCCACCUAGAGUUGUUUGACAUUGCAGCAGGUGCAUUACUGGAGAGAGUUGAGGCCCAUGAGGGCGCUAUCUGGUCCAUAGCUACAUCUCCAGAUAAGCGAGGAUUUGUGACAGGCAGUGCAGACAAGACUCUCAAAUUCUGGGAUUUUGAACUGGUCAAGGAUCCAGACUCCCAGCAGGCCAGUAAGCGACUGACCGUGGUCCACCGACGCACCUUACAGAUGUCAGAUGACGUCCUGUGCGUCAAGUAUUCCCCAGAUCAGAGGCUGAUAGCUGCAGCCUUGCUAGACUCCACCGUCAAGGUCUUCUUUGCUGAUACGCUGAAGUUUUUCUUGUCAUUGUAUGGACACAAGCUCCCCGUGUUAACAAUGGACAUAUCAUCAGACAGCACUUUGAUAGUAACUGGCUCGGCUGAUCGCAACGUCAAAAUCUGGGGGCUGGACUUCGGAGAUUGCCACAAGUCCAUGUUUGCCCACGACGACAGCAUCAUGAGCCUGCAGUUUGUGCCCCACACCCACCUGUUCUUCAGCGCUGGCAAGGACAAGAAGAUCAAGCAGUGGGAUGCUGAUCACUUCGAGCAUAUCACCACAUUAGAAGGCCAUCAUGCCGAAGUGUGGUGUUUAGCAGUCAGCCCUAAUGGAAACUAUCUGGUGUCUGGGUCACAUGACAAGUCCCUGCGUCUGUGGGAGAGGACCCAGGAGCCCUUGGUCCUGGAGGAGGAGCGGGAGAUGGAGAGAGAACAAGCUGCAGAGGAGGCCAUGGCCCACGAAGAGCAGCCUGCGUUCCCAGGUCAAAGUGCAAACAGUGAGCUUGCAUCAGCGGGUAAACAGACUGCGGAGACCGUCAAGGCAGCCGAACGUAUCAUGGAGGCCCUGGAACUGUACAAGGAGGAAACAGCCAAGGAGAAGGAGCACGAGGAGAUACAGAAGGCCAGUAAGAAGGAGAUUCCCCCCUUCACAAAGCACCCCAUUCUGCAAGCAUACGGCAACACCUCGCCCACAAGAUACGUGCUUGAAGUUAUCAAGAAAGUCAAGUCCAGUGAACUAGAGGAGUCACUGUUGGUGAUACCAUUCAGCUAUGUGCUGGAGCUUCUGCCUCUGCUUGAGACCUUCAUCAGCUCAGGAUGGCAGGUGGAGCUAGCCUGCAGGUGUCUGCUCUUUCUUCUGAGGGUUCACCAUGGUCAGAUCACAUCCAGCCAGUCGCUGCUACCAAUCAUCGACAGAUUACGCACCACCUCACUGCAACAGGUGCACCAGAUGAGAGAUCGGAUUGGGUUCAACCUGGCCGGUCUGCAGUUUCUCCAGCAGGAACUGGAGUCCCAGAAAGAGGUGCAACUCUUUGGCGAUGCCACGGCCAAGAUGAAGGACAAGAACAAGAAGAGAAAACGAAAACUCAUGAUCACCUUGACGAGUUAAGAUACCUGAGAAUUCCUUCAAUAUUAAAUUCCUACCCAGGGCAAUAUUCUUUAUUAAGGAAGAAUUUUUAGGGGGCAGAACUUUCCCUUAUAAAAGCACCGUAUACUUUAUUUUCAAAAUACAAACAGAAAACAGACUGUGGGUACAUGAACAUGUUGCGUCUAAAGUGAACCAUUUGCUUACAAAAAAUAUGAAUUGUACAAGCAUGCAUUAAUACAAGGAACCACACAUUUGGCAGUGCAGCAUUUGUACUUGCAUUUGUACUUUGGCCUGUGUUCGAUAGAGUCGGUCACAAAGUGUCAUGAGAGUGUGGUUAAUUAAGUCUAGUAAUCAGCCUCAAGUACUGAUGCAGUAAUACUGUCAGUAUUGUAUAAAAUCAGCAUCCUGUAAUCAGUGUUUUCGAUUUGUGCAGGUAUUAAGACAAAGCUAGUGGCCAAGCAUUGUUUGUAUGGUAUCCUACGUUCGAUUAAAAACUACUGCAUGUAAGAAAACUAU
Acanthaster planci (crown-of-thorns starfish) is the source of this 3494-nucleotide messenger RNA. RefSeq names its product WD repeat domain 3 (gene wdr3). Gene Ontology annotation, biological process: maturation of SSU-rRNA. Lineage: Eukaryota; Metazoa; Echinodermata; Asteroidea; Valvatida; Acanthasteridae. Gene Ontology annotation, molecular function: protein binding; snoRNA binding. The record is from RefSeq and is a predicted model, not a curated record. Gene Ontology annotation, cellular component: Pwp2p-containing subcomplex of 90S preribosome; small-subunit processome.